This is a messenger RNA of Anopheles maculipalpis, 1357 nucleotides long. RefSeq names its product homeobox protein orthopedia (gene otp). The transcript has 8 exons. The record is from RefSeq and is a predicted model, not a curated record. Gene Ontology annotation, biological process: regulation of DNA-templated transcription; neuron differentiation. The coding region runs from base 117 to 1316 and encodes 399 amino acids. Gene Ontology annotation, molecular function: DNA-binding transcription factor activity, RNA polymerase II-specific; DNA binding. NCBI's taxonomy places the organism in Eukaryota, Metazoa, Arthropoda, Insecta, Diptera, Culicidae.
GGAUGUGUUCAACUACUGAGAACCAGUUUUCCAGCUUAUGCUAAGCAACGUUUUCCAUCGCUGGAACACAAACGGUCAAACUGUCGGCGCUAUCGAUACGCAACUUCUCAGCAAAUAUGCUGAACAAUCUCAACGCAGCCGGAUUGGGUGUUUACCAUUUCUACCCGUCCGCAGGUCCAAAGGAAUGCGACCUGCCAAAGUCGGGCCUCACGUCCCUGCAUGGUGCGACCGGAUUCGGCCAGGUAACCAACUCUGCCACCGCCGACAGCAACGGCAACCGGUUGCACGUCAGCACCGGUGCCGGUGGUAACGGUGGCACGGGUGGUGGCAGCACCGGUGGUGGUGGAUCCGGUGCGGGAUCACUGUGCGAACCACACAACAUACACCAGGAUCAGAAUGCUGACAAACAUGGCGCAAAACAGAAACGGCACCGAACACGCUUCACACCGGCACAGCUGAACGAGCUCGAGCGCUGCUUCUCCAAGACGCACUACCCAGACAUCUUCAUGCGGGAGGAGAUUGCCAUGCGGAUCGGUCUGACCGAGUCACGCGUGCAGGUUUGGUUCCAGAAUCGACGAGCCAAGUGGAAAAAGCGAAAGAAGACCACGAACGUAUUCCGCACACCGGGAGCCCUGCUACCCUCACACGGACUACCCCCGUUCGGGGCCAACAUAACCAACAUAGCCAUGAGCGAAAGCUUAUGCGGUACGUCAAUGUUCGGGGGCGAUCGAUGGGGCGUUGGUGUUAAUCCCAUGACGGCCGGAUUCGGUCAGCUGAACCAAUCAUCCUCGCUUUCCUCAACGCUCAACACGGGGCUUAACUCGGGCAUCAACAUAUCCUCGGCCAUGGGAGCCGGCGGGUAUCAUAACUAUGGACUGAACGCGUUAGGUGAUACGAUGAUGUACCAACAUUCGGUUGGCGGUGUAGGCUGCACGGGAGGUUCACCCACGUCCACCCCGCCCAACAUAAAUGCUUGCUCACCAUCCACUCCACCCCUAGCAAAUAGUGGCCAGCAGCCGAAUCAGCCUCAGCAGCAACAGCAUCAGCAACAGCAGCAGCAACAGCAGCAACAGCAGCAGCAGCCACAAGGUGCCAGUCAGAACGAUGCAUCGGCCAAUGGUGAAAUGCCCGGCCCCAAUCAGCAUGGAAUCGGUAACUGUCAGAGCUUGUCGGCCGGUGGUACCCCUGACGGAGAUGACGAUGUUUGGCGAGGUCACAGCAUAGCGGCCCUACGGCGCCGAGCAUCCGAAUUGAAUCAAACCAUGCCCUCCUACUUGCACGCGCACAAUUACGACCAUCACAACUCGGUGUAUUGACUGCAGCUGUUUAAAUGAGCGGCCAAAUUGCAACACAAUUA